AUGAUCUCUAAAAGACCACACCUUUAUAAAAGAGCUGUCCUCUCAUCUGAACCCAAAACUAAUCGAAAAACCAAAAAAAGAGCGCCAAGUGGUUUUAUACUUUAUAAAAAUCAAAAUAAACUAAAUCCUUCGAAUGCUAAAGUAGCAUAUGAGAAUGAAACUGAAGAUGUCCGUAUAGCUUUUGAAAGACAAGCGGAGAUGUUGCGAUUUGGAGCUGAUUCAAAUUUUAUUAACUUAGAUAAAAGAUCUUUUAUUAACUCAGAUACAUCUGAACAAGUUGACGAUACAAAUGCAACUGUCUCAACUGUCAAUGACUCGGAAACGAAAUUGUUUCUUCAUUUUAAUAACGUAACCAACAACUCAUCACCAUUCGAACAACCGAUCUUUCAAACAUCUUAUGAAGAUUUACUGAUUCGGAAUAAUGAGACUUCAUUCAUUUAG
Messenger RNA from Dentiscutata erythropus, 441 nucleotides. The record is from the annotation of a GenBank genome assembly. NCBI's taxonomy places the organism in Eukaryota, Fungi, Glomeromycota, Glomeromycetes, Diversisporales, Gigasporaceae.